CUCUCCUCCACGAUAAUCUCUCUCUUACUCAUCACUUAGAAUUCUGCUGUGCUCGAAAAUCGCCGAUCGCCGUUCUCCGAUCUCCGAUCUCCGAUCGCCGUUUUCCAUUCUUCUCUUCGAUAUAUCUCAAGAACGCAACACCGAUACAUAUUAUAGUAGAAAGUGAGAGAUGUAUAACGGAAUUGGAUUGCAAACUCCGAGGGGUUCGGGAACGAACGGUUAUAUUCAGAGCAACAGGUUCUUUGUUAAACCAAAGACUUCGAAGGUAAUUGUCGGUAACUCCGGGAAUGGAUAUGAGGAUGGUCAAGGUACCGGUGGCAUCUCCAAGAAAGCAAACACGGAUAUACUUGAGCAUGACCGUAAACGUCAGAUUGAGUUGAAGCUUGUUAUUCUUGAAGAUAAGUUGACAGAUCAAGGAUAUACUAGUAGUGAGAUUACUGAGAAGCUGGCGGAAGCUAGACGGAACUUGGAAGAUGCGGCUGCUGAAGCUGGCCCUAUCUCUAUUACUGAUAAAAAGGUAUCUGAUACUCAGACUCAUCAGAUUGCUGCUAGGAAGGAGAAACAAUUAGAAGCAUUACGAUCUGCACUUAAGAUAACUGGCCAUGAAACUGAGGGGCACAGGAAGGUUAAUAAUCAAGAUUUGAAUGCCAUGGAGAACAAUGAUGAUCUACUAGAAGAUGACAUAUUGGACAAGGAAAAUACUGAGAAUUUUGAAGACAGCAAAGAUGAUAAAGACAAGAAAGAUGCUAGUGUAAGAAACAUGACUGGCGUGUUAAAAGGCCACAAAAGCAGGGAGUCGGGGAAAGAGGUGGAUGUUGAUUUAUCUGAUUCAGAGAGUGAUGAGAAACCCGCGACCAAAAAAACUGGCAUUCGUCAUAAAGAUACUCGAGGGAGUGACUCUGAGUAUGAAAGAGGUACUAAAGUAAGGCAUGAACCAUCAGCAACUCGUGGAAAAGGUAAAAGGCAUGAUAGCAGUGAUUCUGACGGAGAAAAUGAAAAGGAUCGUAGUAGGCAAGGGAAGAAACUUGCCAAAUUCGAAGAUGAGGCCAACAGGAUUGGAAAGAAAGGAAGACAACAAGACCAUGAUGAUGCAUCUUCAGAUGAGGAGGAAUAUGAGAAAAGUCGUAAGAGGCAUGGAAGGAAAAGAAGACACAGCAGUGAUGAUGAUUCUGGUAGAAAGAAUGAGAAAAAUACCGACAGACAUUACAAGAAAACAAAAGAAACUGACAAUUUAGAUUCCUCAGACAGUGAACAACAGCCAAGAAGGAAGAAAGAGAAGACCAGAAGACACGACAGCGAUGUAUCAGAUGCUGAAGAUCAGAGACGUGAAAAAACUGUCAAUAAUGAUGUCCAUGACAACAAAGGCAGGAAAAAUCUGGAGAACAGUAAUGGAGGAGGAUAUAAGAAGAAUAAUGUUGAAGUGGAUAAUACAUACCGCACAAAGGAUGGACUAUCAUGGGCACCGAGAAAGGAUCUAGUGGAAAAAUGGAAUUCAAGUAGAAGAGAUGCAAAAGUUGAAGAAGAGAAAAGGGGGAAAAGGCACAAAAGGGAGGAGGAAGAAGAAGUGUACAAUCAUAGCAGGUGGAAUGCUGGUGGGCAAGAUUAUUCACCCGAAAAAGAAAAAUCAAGUCAUGAACUGAGAAAUGUGGAGAAUAGUAAUAAAUCGUCUAGGCUGACGACCACAAAGGACGAAAUAUCUUGGGCAACUCGAAAGGAUCUUGAUGAGAAAAAGCAUUCAAGUAGAAGAGAUGAAGAAGGAAAUAAGGGUGGAAGAAGGCACAGAAAGGUUGAAGAAGAAGAAGAGCUACAUGAUCAUAGUAAUAGGUGGCUUGCUGUUGAUAACGCUGAAGAUGAUAAGAGGCAUUCAAGCAGAAGAAGAGAAGCAAAAGAUGAAGAAGAGAAUGGUAGCAGGGGAGGAAGGAAGCAUAAACGCGAGGAAGGAGAGAUGCAUGAUGAUAAAGAUGAUGAUCUGGGUAAGCGAAGAAGGGUUGAAGAAUCCGGAAUAAAAGAGAGGGAAAGAUAUAACGGUGAUAGCAACAACAAGCACGAUGAUGGCGGUCGCAGACAGAAUCGUCGCCACAGAGACUGAGUAUUUGGAAACGCCUGCUAAAAGAACUAUAUCAUAUCAGAGAAUGGGGUGGAUUAACGAAAGAAAUUUUCAGGUAAUGAACGAGUAAUGCUCGUUUUGUUUUACAUGUAAUGUUGUGUUGUUUGUUGGAUUUGGGGAUCUUUUUUUUAAAAGUUUGUUUGCAUAAACUCAAAUAUUAUUAUGAAUUGGCUAUGUCCAGACUUUUUUGUCU
Molecule: messenger RNA, 2300 nt
Organism: Impatiens glandulifera
Lineage: Eukaryota; Viridiplantae; Streptophyta; Magnoliopsida; Ericales; Balsaminaceae
Product: pre-mRNA-splicing factor cwc-21
Exons: 4
Coding region: 170-2089 (639 amino acids)
Source: RefSeq, a predicted model, not a curated record